This is a messenger RNA of Diatraea saccharalis (sugarcane borer), 2760 nucleotides long. Lineage: Eukaryota; Metazoa; Arthropoda; Insecta; Lepidoptera; Crambidae. The record is from the annotation of a GenBank genome assembly.
GUCAUGUCAGUGUCAAUUUUUUACUGUUUGUCAAGUUUGUGUUUGUGUAAAUGCAAAUAGGCCAUGAAUUAAAAAAGAAGAAGAAGAAGUCUGUGUUUACGUCUUGAUUCGUAAAAAAGGAUCAAUUCAUAGAUCAAUGUGAAUCUUAUUCAGAGAAAAAGUAUAAAUUAGAGAAAUCUUAUUGUAGCCAUAAGUGGUUUGUGCUUAUUGAUUUAUUCAUCUAUCAUCGUAAAAUUUAUCCCAAUAAUAAUAGACUUUUUCGGUAAUUAUUCAUUAUUUGCAGAAAUGAGUAACAAAUCUAGUGAAUUAAAAUUAUAUUGGAAUAAAAUAAAUUAUGCUUUUCCUAUUCUUAAUGAUACAAUAUUUAGUGAUUGCACUGGCACUGAAUAUGAUGAAGUACAACAAAUUAUCACAGGUAUGGGAAUCCAGGUUAAAGUUCGUGAUCUAAUACUUAUUCACAUUGAAAAAUAUCUUCGACAACAUGUCGCACCUUCGUUCUGGUCGAAAUUUAUAAAAGUUGAUGAAGAAGUUAAAGGCUUUCAAUUAUUUAAGUCUGCUGUUAAUGACUUAUAUGAGUCAGUUUCGAACUUUUCCGAAAUGUUACGAAGAUUGUCAAUUCUAAAUACCAGUUGUUGUGAUAACAGACCUAUAUUUGGAGAAAAAGAUGUUAUUUUGGGAUUUAAGCAACUAAUUCGUGCUACUCUUUUAUCACAGCUUCCUCUGGAUUACCAUGUUAUCAUAAACCACUUUUAUAAAAUGUCAUUUAAUGUGUUUGAUAAUGAGUAUGAAAGCUCUGACAUGAGCGAAGAUGUUAUGUGUUCUGGAUGUUGGAAUGAAUACUCUGAUUGUAAUUGUGCUUAUAUUGUAAAAGUUUUCCAUGAUACUAAUAGAAAAUUGAUGGAUCUACAGUUGUUAGAAAGACUGACUGGUCAAGUUUUAACCAAUUUUAUACAAAUGAGAAUAGAAUCCCAUAUACAGAAACUGUGUGAUGGUACUUUUGAUGUUUCACAUAUAGGUUUUUUGGAAAAUUGGUUAGAAACAACUGUAAUGUCUUGGCUGACAAGAAUAUACUGUGCAGGUUCAUCGAAACCUCCACCUGAUGAUAAAAACACUCAAAAUGCAAUAAUGCAGUUUAAAAAGAAAUUGAGUUACUAUUUAUAUUACAGCUAUACAAAACUUCGUAUAGAGCAACUCUUUAAUAUAAUUAUAGAAUAUCCAGACUCGCAACCUGCUGUUGAUGAUAUUAAACUAUGUCUUGACAAAACAGACCUAAGAUCUACUCUUUGCAAAAGGUUGCAAUCAGCAUUAGAGACAAGACUGUUACAUCCAGGUGUAAAUACUACUGAUAUUUUAACUGCAUAUGUUUCCACUAUUAGAGCUUUAAGACAUUUAGAUUCAUCAGGUGUAAUUUUAGAAACUGUAACUAAGCCAGUUCGGAGUUACUUGAGAAAUAGAGAAGAUACAGUGAGGAGUGUGGUCAGCAGUCUUACAGAGGAAGGUGCAGGCAGUGAACUUGCUGAGGAACUUGCUAAAUUUGCUGCAGAAGUGGAUGGAGAAAAUGAUAAAGAUGAUAUUUGGGAUGAAUGGAAUCCUGAUCCAGUUGAUGCUGAUCCAAAAGUAAACUCUAAUGAUAGGAGAGCAAAUGACAUUAUUUCAAUGCUAGUAAAUGUAUACGGUAGUAAAGAGUUAUUUGUUAAUGAGUAUAGAACUUUAUUGGCUGAUCGACUAUUAGCACACAAUGUGAUAAAUACAGAAAAGGAGAUCAGGUAUCUGGAGUUAUUGAAACUGAAAUUUGGAGAAUCUCAAUUACAUUUUUGUGAGGUAAUGUUGAAAGAUAUAUCUGAUUCCAAGAGGAUAAAUGCCCUGAUUCAACAAGAUAAAAUGUUUGAAAUAGCAAGUAAAAAUUUUACUUCUAAUGCAAUGAUACUUUCUGCUCAGUUUUGGCCUCCAUUUAAAGAUGAAAACUUAGAACUGCCAGAAGAAAUAAAACAACAUUUUGAAGCAUAUACUAAGUCAUAUGAAGCAUUAAAAGGGAAUAGAACAUUGAGUUGGAAACCUCAUUUAGGCUAUGUUAGUAUAAAGAUAGAGAUUGGUUCAAAGAAUCUAGAUUUAGUUGUAUCACCAUUUAAUGCAACAUUAAUAAUGCAUUUCCAAAAUAAACCAGAGUGGACACUUGAUGAACUCCACCAAGUCAUGAAAGUGCCUGUAACUGUACUUCGAAGAAAAAUUACUUAUUGGCAGUCAAUGGGUUUGAUAUCUGAAAAAUGCACUGAUACAUAUGUUUUAGUUGAUGAUUCUGAUGCAAAUAAAUCAAAUGUUGCUACUAAUCAGGUACAAGAAAUGAUUUGUGAAGAUGAUGAAACUGAAAGUGUUAUGGCAUCUGCCCAUGAUCAAAGGGAAGGAGAAUUGCAAGUAUUUUGGUCUUAUAUUGUAGGAAUGCUUACAAACUUAGACUCUUUACCGCUAGAUCGAAUCCAUCAAAUGUUGAAAAUGUUUGCAUCACAAGCUCCUGGUACUGAAUGUAGUCUGCAGGAAUUAAGACAGUUUUUAGACACAAAAGUACGAACACAUCAACUGAUUCUGCAAGGUGGCAUGUAUAAGUUGCCAAAAUCAUAAUAAUUGUAAGAAAAUAAAAUACUGCCACAUGUAUUGUGAUUUUAAUAUUCUUUGGAACAUUUGAAUCCAAUCAGGAUGAUUUUAAAAUAAGUAGAUAUAGAAUCCAAAGUUAUCAUUACACUAAUUUCACUCAAACAAAGAUUU